Penicillium atrosanguineum is the source of this 3975-nucleotide messenger RNA. RefSeq lists its product as uncharacterized. The record is from RefSeq and is a predicted model, not a curated record. Gene Ontology annotation, molecular function: protein binding. The transcript is spliced from 5 exons. Bases 1 to 3975 code for a protein of 1324 amino acids. Lineage: Eukaryota; Fungi; Ascomycota; Eurotiomycetes; Eurotiales; Aspergillaceae. Gene Ontology annotation, cellular component: RZZ complex. Gene Ontology annotation, biological process: endoplasmic reticulum to Golgi vesicle-mediated transport; ribosome biogenesis; mitotic spindle assembly checkpoint signaling.
AUGCCACAGGACUCCGAGGCUGUGUGCCAGUCGGUGCUGAACUUUGUCACAGAAGGCACUUACCCCGAGGAGAAUGUGGUGGCCGCCGAGUUCCCCAUGACAGCUCUCGCGAAGGAAUUGGAGCUCAUAGCCAAGGCUCGCGAACAAGUUGAGAAUGAGAUCAGCUCCCUUAGCAGCGAGAACACCUUCGACGCCGACGAUUGGAUCAUCCAGGCCAAACAGCUCCACGCAGACAUAGAACGAUCGCGAGUCACCGCACGGGAGAUCGUUGCUCAACAUGAGCACACCAAACCCCUAGAGGCCAAGGUUGAAGAUGCGAGUGCAAAAGUGGGCUUGAUCGAGACAGAGAUAGCCUUCAACCAGGCCGUCGCGGAGACUCUAGAGGAGGUGCAGCGACUCUGUCAACGGUUGGAAAGCGGGCGCACUGCCCUAGUGAAUGGCCAGAUCACCGCAGCAAUUGAUCAGUUAGUGGCCGCGGACGCCGCCAUCGGAGGAGAUUCGUUCUUUACGAAUACGAAUGUGAUGAGCAUACUCUCCCUCGAAGUGUCGCGAUUGAGACAGGAAGUUGAAGAGGCGUUACGUCUACGUUGGAGCGAGCAGUUGAAAUUUGACCGAGAAAAGGGCGAGUUCCAGGUCACCAAGCAGGAGGGUCCAGACUCGCUGGAGAAUACAAUUGCUGCGCUAUCACAAAUGGACAUUCUCACGUCUGCCAGUGGCCAGUUCCAAAAAGAUCUCAUCUCGGUAAUUAUUGAUCCCAUUCUUCUGCCUCGCAAAAAUGGGAGCAGCUAUGCCGUUGCUGUCACCGAGGCUGGCGUCCUUGUCGAGUCCAAACCUUCAAAGGCAACUGUGGCUGACAUUCUCAAUCGCAUGACGGAACUCCUGAACUACCUGCGACUGAACCUCCCAUCUUCUACAAUGUAUGAUUUGUCCCCAUCGUUGAUUCCGGCUAUCUCUUCAAAGAUGAUAUCCGGCUGGCUGUCAUCUGCCAUCCCAACAGAUCUUAUUGGUCUAGAUGACUUCGAGGGUACUCUGGACCAGGUUUUGCAGUUUACAAAGACCAUUGAAUCCUGGGGAUGGAGUGGGCAAGAAGAACUUGUUUCUUGGGUUUACCAAGCCCCUAGAUUGUGGCUCACUCGUCGUCGAGUUGACUCGCUUGACAGUGUGCGCAAAGUUCUUGCGGCCAGCAAAGGAACCACAAAGCAAGUCGAGCGGGUUGAGAUUGAGAAGGUCUCCCAGGCUGACGGAGCUUUGCUUGAAAAUGCCACGAACGACGAUUGGGAUGCGGGCUGGGACGAUGAGAAAGAAGAAACGCCCGCUGAGCAGACAAAAGGCACUCCACCUGAGGAUGAUGAGGAUCUUGAUGCAUGGGGUUUAGAUGAAGACACCCAAGAGGAGACCAAGCAGGGUGCCUCUGCCCCGACCGAAGAUGAGGAUGCAGACGACGCCUGGGGUUGGGGCGAUGAUGACGAGGAAGUGAAGGGUGGGAAACCCCAACCAUCACAACCCGCCGCAGCAUCAAGGCCGGCGAAUGAGCGAAGCACAGACAAGUCCCCCUCUCCCAGAGAGGUCACGUUGAGAGAGGUCUAUACGGUUACGGAUAUCCCGGAUUCCGUCCUUCAGAUCAUCCAGCGGCAGAUCACAGACUCAAAAGACAUUUCACAACCACCACACUCAAUUUCCCGUGUUUCUUCCUCUGGUGUUGGUCUACUGGCACUGCCAACGCUGAUCCUGGCGAUGUUCAAGGCCACUUCGUCCACCUUCUAUUCUCUGAAGCUCAACUCUGGGCAGAUGUAUAUUUACAAUGACAGCCUUUACCUUGCCGGUCUGGUUCGGAAGUUGAUAGAAGAGCACGACCUCUCCAGGCUCAGUUCCGAUGUUGAAGCUCUCGAAAAGUUCGGCAAGGUUGCCUACAGCAAAGAGAUGCAGACGCAGAGCACCAUUGUCACAGAUCUCCUCGAUGGUGCGCAAGGGCUCAGUCAGUGCUCGGAGCAGCCAUAUAAGUCAGAGUGUGAGAGCGCUAUCAGUGCGACUGUGGACCGAAUUCGCGAUGUCUACAAGGAGUGGCAGCCCAUCUUGUCGCAUUCUGCGUUGCUGCAAUCUAUUGGUUCUCUGCUUUCCACGGUGAUCAACAAGAUCAUUAUUGAUGUUGAGGACCUGGGUGAUAUCUCUGAAGAUCAGUCCAAGCAAUUGGUCUUGUUCUGCAACCAGGUGUCCAAGCUGGAGGAUCUCUUCAUGCCUGAAGCUACCGAUGACGCCGAAGCUCUACCAGUCACUGCCGUGUAUGUACCGAGCUGGCUUCGCUUCCAAUAUCUGGUCAACAUUUUGGAGAGCUCCCUGGCCGACAUCAAGUUCCUGUGGUUAGAGGGCGAAUUGGGUCUAGAGUUUUCGGUUGACGAGGUCGUUGAUCUGAUUGAAGCACUAUUCGCCGAGUCCGAUUAUCGUCGCCGAGCCAUUUCCGAGAUUCGACGAGCUCCUCGGGGAAACGACCACAUUGCCUCAUUUUUGCCCAUCAUGAGUGAAGAACAGGUCUCGUCUGCCGCUGAGGUUGUGCAGCGACAGGUUCGUGUGCAGCUCUCUAGCCAGCAGGAGGAUAUCGCUCUGCCUGAAAGCACCGGUCCCAUCCUCGUUCCCACUGGCUUGCGUCGUUAUGCUCUGUCUACUCUGGUGAACAACCUUCUGGGCAGUGAGAAGCCGAUCCCGUUCGAGUUUUUGAUCAACGGAACUUUUUUGCGUACCUCGAUCGAUGAAUACCUGACUGCCAAUGGUAUCUCUGCUGAGACUACCCUCGAGAUUGAAUAUGUCCGAGCUCUUAUUCCCCCGCUUCACAUCGCGUCUUUCCAGCAUGAUGACUGGGUCAGCGCUACCGACGUGCUUUCUGAAACUUCGCACGCCGCAUCUUGGGCCUCCGGUGCCACCUUCUCCAAGGGUCAGGAGAGAAUUUUGUCGGGAAGUUACGACGGUCUGCUGCGGAUAUGGAACAUGUCUUCGGAGAUCAUUGCGACCUCGCCUGGUCCCGCGGAAGGUGGACACACUGCGUCUAUCAAGGCCGCCAAGUUCGUGUCUCCCAACCAGAUUGCGUCCACCGGUCUAGACCGCUCUGUUCGUUUGUGGAAGUACACUGAGAACGAUGAAUUCUCUGGCAAGAUUACUCCUCAGCUGGAGCUCUACGGACACAAAUCCGCCAUUGAAUCUCUGGCUGUGCAUGCGCCUUCCAAUCGUCUUCUCACAGCCUCGGCCGAUCACACUGUCGGCUUCUGGUCCACAAAGAAGGCCGAUGCCGGUGCCGCCCCAGAGAGCCUUCUCCCUUCCGCAAUUGGUCGGACUUCAAAGCGACGCAAGCUGAACAACUCCGUCAGCACGCCGCAGCGUGGACCUCUGUCCCUUCUUUCAGGCCACACUGCCCCUGUCUCUGCCGCCAUCUUCGACGCAAGAGAUUCCACUGUUGGAUACUCCGCCUCUUGGGAUCACUCGUUGCGCACCUGGGAUCUAGUUACCGGCGCUCUGGUUGAUACUCGCUCUACUUCCCACUCUCUCCUCUCUCUUGAGCACCUUCCCGAACACCACCUCCUGGCAGCAGGUACCUCUGCCCGACACAUCACCCUGAUCGACCCCCGAGCAUCUGCCACAACCGUUACGGCCUUGACGCUCCGUGGACACACAAACGCCGUCGUCAGCCUCGCCCGCGACCCUCACAGCACCUACGGUCUUAUUAGUGGUAGCCACGACGGCACAUGCCGAAUCUGGGAUAUCCGCUCUACCAAGUCUGACAAGGACGGUAUUGUCGGCGAGAGCGUGUAUUCGAUUGGCCGCAAGAGCCUCGAGGAGGAAGGCAAGGCCGACAGCAAGCGCGUCGGUGGUGAAGGUGUCAAGGUCUUCAGUGUGUGCUGGGACAGGGAGGUUGGCAUUGUCAGUGCCGGUGAGGACAAGCGCAUCCAGAUCAACCGCGGCGAGGGUGUCCUGUCCGCAAAGCAGUAG